AUGACUACCAAACCUAAGGUCACCAUCGAGCGGCACGCUUGCUUCUUUGUGAACCGUUGGGCAGAGCUUGCCCGUGGCGCUGUAGGCCUCGUCUGGGGAUAUACAGAGAUUGAAGGGGAGUCCCAGGUAGCGAGUGUAGACGAGGAGCCAGGGGGCAAUGCUGUGCUGGAUGAGGAAGUUGGUUCCGUCCGCUUUGGUGCCGAGGUGUUCAGGCGAUAUUCUAUGGGCGGAGUCCUUGCCUGCCGCUCAGUAUUUAGGCGAGUCUAUGAGCGCGCCGAAGGUGGACCCAUAGCAGCUUUCGCUGCUUCGUUAGUUUGGUUUGCUCGCCAGGCGUCCUUACUGCGGUAUAGAUAUUCAGUGUAA
Messenger RNA from Penicillium concentricum, 363 nucleotides. RefSeq lists its product as uncharacterized. The transcript has 2 exons. The record is from RefSeq and is a predicted model, not a curated record. NCBI's taxonomy places the organism in Eukaryota, Fungi, Ascomycota, Eurotiomycetes, Eurotiales, Aspergillaceae. Bases 1 to 363 code for a protein of 120 amino acids.